AUGGAUUCGUUUCUACUGCGCAGAAAAAGGAAGUCGAGUCCGCAAGCGGAUAGCGGCCUUUAUGAUGACGAUGAACCAACCGAGGUGAAGCUUGCUCUGCUGUCAUCUUUGCACCCUGAUGUUGAUCAGGAGGCCCUCCUCGAAUCUCUUCUGGCGCAUGAAGGCUCAGUGCACGAGACUUCACUCGCCCUCAAGUCGUCAGAUCGUGUCAAGAAGCCCCGCGGAGCCAUGGGCGCCCAGAUCUCCCUGAAACAUUUUGCGACGGUCUGCCAGGAACACAAUGUCGGAGUCUCCCAGCCUCAGAGGAAAAAGCCCCUGGCGAGGAAAGGGGCGACUCUGCACCUCUAUGAUCCCGCAGAUGUGGCAGGGCAUACUCCCUGCACUAUCAUUCACGACUUUCUUCCCCCUCAAGAAGCCAACGAUCUUCUUCAGGAAUUAUUGGAGGAGGCCAAAUCGUUCGGGAAGCAUACCUUCAAACUCUUUGACAACGUGGUGUCCAGUCCGCACACAUCAGGCUUCUACGUGGAAAGCUACGAAGAAAUGAUGACCCAGAAGGCAGACUACCUUUACAACGGCGCCAGACUAUCCGAUGUCCGCCGCCUCACACCGCAGCUAACAAAAGUCAAGCCCAAGGUGCAGGAAGCCGUGAACCGUGAGAUACAAAACAGGAUCAAGACCCGGUACCCCGGCGGCAGGAAACUCAAACACCAGGCACCGGGACCCUGGGUACCCAACGCCGCGUUCGUCAACUGCUACAACGGACCGCGAGAGAGCGUGGGAUGGCACAGCGACCAGAUGACCUACCUCGGGCCGCGCGCCGUCAUCGGCUCCAUCUCGCUCGGCGUGGCGCGGGAGUUCCGCGUCCGAAGGAUCAUCCCCAGGGACGUCGACAGCUACAAAGCAGCACCCGAGGACCCGGACGCGGGGGGUCAAAUCGCGAUUCAUCUGCCACACAACUCGCUCCUCGUCAUGCACGCGGAGAUGCAGGAGGAGUGGAAGCACUGCAUCUCGCCUGCCCAGUCUGUCGACCCGCACCCUGUCUCGGGCAAUCGGCGCAUCAACAUCACGUACCGGGACUACCGGGCGAGCAUGCACCCGCGCCACACGCCGAGGUGCGAAUGCGGUAUCCCAUGCGUUCUCCGCGUCGUACAGAGGAAGAAGGAGAAUUUUGGGAAAUAUUUCUGGAUGUGUCACGCCGGGAACGUGCCGGGAGAAGAGAGCUGCUCUUUUUUCCAGUGGGCGCGCUUUGACGACGACGGGAACCCUGUC
Sodiomyces alkalinus F11 is the source of this 1269-nucleotide messenger RNA. RefSeq lists its product as hypothetical. Gene Ontology annotation, cellular component: nucleus. Lineage: Eukaryota; Fungi; Ascomycota; Sordariomycetes; Glomerellales; Plectosphaerellaceae. Gene Ontology annotation, molecular function: zinc ion binding; dioxygenase activity. The annotation marks the transcript as partial. The transcript has a single exon. The record is from RefSeq and is a predicted model, not a curated record. Gene Ontology annotation, biological process: DNA alkylation repair; DNA repair.